Molecule: messenger RNA, 1466 nt
Organism: Ceratotherium simum simum (southern white rhinoceros)
Lineage: Eukaryota; Metazoa; Chordata; Mammalia; Perissodactyla; Rhinocerotidae
Gene: PTGES2
Product: prostaglandin E synthase 2
Cellular component (GO): mitochondrion
Molecular function (GO): prostaglandin-E synthase activity
Source: RefSeq, a predicted model, not a curated record
CCGGGAGUCGGAGACCCGGUCCUUUAAGACGAGUCUGAGCCCGGACCGUCUUGGUUUCGCGCGCCCGCCCGCGGCGCCGGUGAGAAAACAUGGCCCUGGCUGCGCGGGCGCUGUGGCCCGGCGGGCGCGCUCUGGCCUGGGGGCUGGGCCGUCGCCCCCCGCCCGGACUUCUUGUGCAGGGCCAGGCCAGCUUCGCUGGGGCGGCGGGAGGCCCGGGCCCCGCCGCCACCGCCCGCAAGGGGAGCCCGCGGCUUCUGGGGGCGGCGGCGCUGGCCCUGGGGGGCGCCCUGGGGCUGUACCACACGGCGCGGUGGCACCUGCGCGCCCAGGACCUCCGCGCCGAACUCUCGGCCGUGCAGCUCUCCCUGUCCGGCCGCUUGCAGCUGACCCUGUACCAGUACAAAACGUGUCCCUUCUGCAGCAAGGUCCGCGCCUUCCUCGACUUCCAUGCCCUGCCCUACCAGGUGGUGGAGGUGAACCCCGUGCGCAAGGCCGAGAUCAAGUUCUCCUCCUACAGGAAGGUGCCCAUCCUGCUGGCACAGGAGGGAGACAACUUGCAACAACUGAAUGACUCCUCGGUCAUCAUUAGUGCCCUCAAGACCCACCUGGUGUCAGGGCAGUCCCUGGAAGACAUCAUCACCUACUAUCCGCCCAUGAAGGCCAUGAAUGACCAGGGCAAGGAGGUGACUGAGUUCUGCAACAAGUACUGGCUCAUGCUGGAUGAGAAGGAGGCGCAGCGGAUGUAUGGAGGGAAGGAGGCGAGGACGGAGGAGAUGAAGUGGCGGCAGUGGGCGGAUGACUGGCUGGUGCACCUGAUCUCCCCCAACGUGUACCGCACACCCGCCGAGGCGCUGGCCUCCUUCGACUACAUCGUCAGGGAGGGCAAGUUCGGGGUCGUGGAGGGCGCCCUGGCCAAGUACAUGGGCGCAGCUGCCAUGUACGUCAUCAGCAAGCGGCUCAAGAGGAGGCACCACCUCCAGGACGAUGUGCGUGAGGACCUCUAUGAGGCCGCCAACAAGUGGGUGGCAGCUGUGGGCAAAGACCGGCCCUUCAUGGGGGGCCAGAAGCCGAACCUGGCUGAUCUGGCAGUGUACGGCGUGCUGCGUGUGAUGGAGGGCCUGGAGGCCUUCGACGACCUCAUGCGUCACACCCGCAUCCAGCCCUGGUACCUGCGGGUGGAGAAGGCCAUCGCUGAGGCCCCGCGGUGAACGGAGCGUCCCAGGGCGGGGAGGAUGGGGAGGCAGCGGAAGACGCAGGCUGCCUGGGACCAGGGCCGCUGGACCAGCACCUGGCAAUCCUGUGCAGUGGGCACAGGAUCCUUCUGCCUCUUGCCCACCCUCACCCCCCCAGCCCUCUCCCUUCUGACACUGGACGCCUGCUGGGGCCCUGGGACGUUGGGGGACAAAGCCCAGGAUUUCCGUUCACAGCCCCUCUGAGGGCACAAAGGGGUCACACACACUACCCCC